This is a messenger RNA of Plasmodium gonderi, 705 nucleotides long. Its product is annotated as variable surface protein. The record is from RefSeq and is a predicted model, not a curated record. The transcript is spliced from 3 exons. Bases 1 to 705 code for a protein of 234 amino acids. Lineage: Eukaryota; Apicomplexa; Aconoidasida; Haemosporida; Plasmodiidae.
AUGACAAUGAUGAUUUUUUUCAUACAAAUGAAGAAUUUUUUCUAUUAUAUUGAAAAUUAUAAUUUUAUAAGAAAUGAGAUUAAUAAGAAUGCAUAUUAUGCAUGUCAAAUGUAUUCCAGUUAUCUUAAAGACAGAUUACCUUUAUUUUUCUCCUUUGAACCAUUAUGUAAAAAACAAGAAAGUAAUAUUUGUGCAGAUCACUUUUACUCAUAUUAUCACUUAUUUGAUCAAAGAAAUAUAUUUACAUGGUAUGAAUUAUUUAAAAUAUAUAUUCAAUCAUUUUGGAAUGGGUGUUAUAAGAAUAUUUUAUAUGUAUACUGUGAAUCUCAAAGAUCAACAUCAGAAUUCAUGACCAAAUAUAAUGAAUAUGUACAGUCGUUCAUUAAGAAAAUUCGCGAAACACCAAAUAGUGUUCUUCAAAAGAAUCAUGGCAGCGAACAGGGUACACAAAUCAAUGUGUCAAUGACAAAUGCAACAGUACCGACGAGUAAAUUUCACAAGGAAAUGAAUAAAAACCAUGGAAAUUUAUCAGAUUUUUUAACCCCUUUUGAACACUCCUUCACAAGUAGACGUAGAAAAAAACGUAACAUUAUGUAUGCUUAUUAUUCUGAAGGUAAUGAUUCAAUAUUUGACAAUAAUGAUAGUAUGGAUUAUAGUUCUUGUUCUGAAGUAGAUGAAUCUUCUACAAUAUUAAGUUCUGUGUGA